CCCCUCGCUCAGAGCCGGGAGGCCCGCGGAACUCAAGGCGCGGGCCCGCCCCCAGAAGUCCCCGCCCGCCGUCGGGUGUCGGCUGCGGAGUCCCGGGCCUCUUCCCCACCGAGCGUCGCCGACGCUUCCCACCGGGCCCACGCUCUAACCUCUGCUCCUAGGAAGAUGAGCAACCAGGACCUUGAGAAUUACUGGGAAAUCUGGAAACGGGAUUUCGGGCUUCACUAAACCUGUUGGCGCAGGAGGGGGACCGGGAAGAUGUCGAAGCUGCGCGUGCUCAGCACUGUCCUCGGCCAGCGCGCAAGUUCUGCUGGGGACCAGUAACAUUCAAGGAUGUCAUUGUGGAAUUUACCCGGGAAGAGUGGCAGUUACUGAACGCUGCUCAGAGGACCUUAUACAGGGAAGUGAUGCAAGAGAACUAUGGUCACCUAAUCUCAGUGGGUUACCAUGUGAAUAAGCCGAAUGCAGUCUUCAAGCUGAAGCAAGGAAAACAACCGUGGAUACUGGAAGUAGAAUUUCCACAUUGGAAUUCCCCAGAAGACCUAUGGAAAAUUCAUGACCUAGGAGCAAGAUACCAGGAAAGCCGAACCGAAAAUUCAAGAAAUGGAGAACUCACAAAAAAACAGCAAACUCAUGCCAGAGAGAAAAUCCAUAAAUGCAAUGAAUGUGGGAAGUCCUUCUGUCAGAAGUCUAUCCUCGUAAUACAUCAGCAUAUUCAUUCAAAGAACAAAACCAGGGAAUGUGACAAAUCUGGCUCUAGAAAUGAAGAUCUUUCAGUACAACAGAAAACUCACACCAGAGAGAAAACCUAUGAAUGUAAAGAAUGUAAGAAAACUUUCUAUCACCUGUCAUCUCUUAGUAGACAUUUGAGGACUCACGCAGGGGAGAAACCCUACGAAUGUAAUCAGUGUGAGAAAUCCUUCUACCAGAAGCCACACCUUGUAGAACAUCAGAAAACACACACAGGAGAGAAACCCUUUGAGUGUAACGAAUGUGGGAAGUUCUUCUAUGUUAAGGCAUACCUCAUGGUACAUCAGAAAACACACACAGGGGAGAAACCAUUUGAAUGUAAAGAAUGUAGGAAAUCCUUUUCCCAGAAAUCACACCUCACAGUACAUCAGAGAACACAUACAGGGGAGAAACCUUAUAAAUGUAAGGAAUGUGGGAAAUUCUUUUCCAGAAAUUCACACCUCAAAACUCAUCAGAGAACUCACACAGGAGAGAAGCCCUAUGAAUGUAAGGAAUGUGGGAAAUGUUUCUACCAGAAGUCAGCCCUCACAGUACAUCAGCGAACUCACACAGGGGAGAAACCCUUUGAAUGUAAUAAAUGUGGAAAAAACUUUUACUAUAAAUCAGACCUCACUAAACAUCAGAGAAAACACACAGGGGAGAAGCCCUAUGAAUGUCAUGAAUGUGGUAAAUCUUUCUCUGUGAAUUCAGUCCUCCGAUUACAUCAAAGGACACACACGGGAGAGAAACCUUAUGAAUGUAAGGAAUGUGGGAAAUCCUUCUCUCAGAAGUCACAUUUUAUCAUACAUCAGAGAAAACACACAGGGGAGAAACCCUAUGAAUGUCAGGAAUGUAGGAAAACUUUUAUUCAGAAAUCAAAACUUACUGCACAUCAGAAGACACACACAGAGGGGAAAAGCUGAUAAAUAUGAAGUGGGAAUUUUUUAGGCAGUCAUCCUUCAGAAUAAUUGGAUAAUUCACACAAGACUAAAAAAUUAGGAAUAUCAUCUAUCUAGAAAAAUUUCAGUCUUUCUUGACAGAAAGGAAAUACACAGGAAUUCUUUAUAAGGGAGAGAUUUUUACCAUAUGUCAGACUUCACUAAGUCUUAGACAACCAACGAAUAGUAAAACAUGAGGGAGACCAAUGUUUUAGAAGUCACACUAUACUGCAUAACAUAGAAAUCACAUGAGAGAAAUCCUAUAACAAAAAUUCAAUGUCAGAAAAUUUUCUGUCAGGGCAACCAUCCAAAAGCUCACAAAUAAGAAGCUCCUACCAGUAUCCUUCCUGAGCAUUCAGAAACUUUUUACACCAUGUGGACUUGGAACACUCAAAGGCACAGAUUGUAACAGGUACAGAAGGUUUUAUUGAGAAUUGAGGUUUCAGUGAACUUCAGAUCUCUGAUGCCAGGAUAGAACCUUUGUAGGCAUUUCAAAUAUGUGAAAGUUUCCGAACAAAAAUUCAGAGACAAUCUAUACUGAGUAACACCCGAAGUCAUGUUGUAGCAACUGGAUUCUGAGGGGCUUUGUUUUCUGGAGUAUUUUUUUAAAGAAACCUACAAAUGUCUAGAUAUUUAAAGCUUUUAAAAAAGCACAAACACAUUGAGAAAACCAGGGGACAUCCUCACAAACAUGUGAAGAAUCCUUUAGUAUGUACAACUAAUGUGUGUCAGUGCACUACAAGACAGCUUAUGGAUGUUUAUGUGCAUGUAGAGCCCAUCCAUAAUUGUACACAGGUAAAUAUGUAGCCUUGGUUCAGUAGUUUUCAUGUAUGUGAGGGUAUUUCACAUUACAUCUCAGCGUUGACUCCUCUUGUUACUCUUAUGUGUAUUUUAAGUGUGAUGUUCUUUUAAAAUUGUAAUGCAUCUUUUUCUAUUUCCUGGCAUUUUUAAAUGAAUGUAGAUGUUACUGAACUAAUCCUUCAGAAAGAACCUAAAUGUGUUUUUGUAAAAUUUUCAACUGUCUCAUGGUCAGCCAAAUUUUACGUUAGGAACACAUUUAUUCAUAAGAAAAGACCAGAAUUAUUUUUAAAAACAGCUGGAAACACUCUAUAAUAAAAACAAAUAAUGCUAUGUAAAGAAGUAAUACUUAUCUUACUGUUGAUGUUUUAACAGAUUGCAGAGCUAUCUGCAUUAGAAUUUUGUAUGAAUGUUUUAAGAAUGUUGAUCACUACUUUUUUUCUUCAUAGUAGAAGCAACAUGGUAGUAGUUAAAAGUGUGGACUCUGGGCUCUUACUGCCAAGGCUCAAAUUCCAGCCUGGGGACUGCCACUUAACCUCUCUGUGCCUCUGUUUCCUUUUCUAUAAAAGAGAAGUGAUAACAUUAGGAUUGCUUUGAGGUAUAAAUGAGUUAAUAUUUUUAGAGCACUUAGAAUAGUGUCUGAGACACAAGUAAAGCAUAUGUUAGAUACUAUUAAAAUUAUAAUUUGUAUUUCUUGAGUUAUGCUGGAAAAAAAAGGUUGGCUACCAACAUGGAUCACUCACUUUAUUGCUAUAGUGCCUUGGUUUGGCUUGGUUGUGCAUUUUCCAACAAAUGAUUCAGAUAUUCAGAUGUGACCCAAAGCCCACUUUUGUAGCCUACAGCCAAGAAUGGUUUUACAUUUCUAAAUAGAUGGAAAAAAAUAAACACUAUUUUGUGACCUACGAAAAUUAUAUUCAAAUUUAUGCCCAUAAAUAAGAUUUUAUUAGAAAACUAAUAAAAAAAAAAAAACAUCUGUCUCUGUUUUGCCUGAGGCUGCCUUUAGCACUAAAAGAACAGAGUUGAGUAGUUCUAACACAGAUCAUAAGGCUCAGAGAGCCUAAAAUAGUUACUGCUGGCACUUUACAAAGUCAAAUUUUUCUGUUACCUAGAGCUGAAAACAUCAGAACAAUGUAUAGGAUGUACUUUUAUAUAGGUUAUGUGUUUGAGAAAUGCACACAGCAAUUUGUGGGUGGGUGGUUUUUGUGCAGUGUAUUUAUUUUGUACAUUGUAUUUAUAUGUUAAAAGCCUAAACAUUAGAAUUUUUUUCAAAUAAAUGUGUUUUGUUUGUUGAAUUAUCAUAAAAAAUGGAACAUUUUCUGAUGGAAUGUAGCAGUACAUGUAGGAAAUAAACAUUGUGUAAAUUAAAACAAA
Messenger RNA from Canis lupus familiaris (dog), 3836 nucleotides. Its product is annotated as zinc finger protein 25. Lineage: Eukaryota; Metazoa; Chordata; Mammalia; Carnivora; Canidae. The transcript is spliced from 5 exons. Gene Ontology annotation, biological process: negative regulation of transcription by RNA polymerase II. The record is from RefSeq and is a predicted model, not a curated record. Bases 408 to 1652 code for a protein of 414 amino acids. Gene Ontology annotation, molecular function: DNA-binding transcription repressor activity, RNA polymerase II-specific; RNA polymerase II cis-regulatory region sequence-specific DNA binding.